Procambarus clarkii (red swamp crayfish) is the source of this 2043-nucleotide messenger RNA. The record is from RefSeq and is a predicted model, not a curated record. NCBI's taxonomy places the organism in Eukaryota, Metazoa, Arthropoda, Malacostraca, Decapoda, Cambaridae.
UGAGAGGUGUGAGGCGGGGAGCAGCUGGACAGAGGUAAACACAGGCAGUGUACGUCAGCUGGUCUCAGUGGGCGGACGGUGGCUGGUGCUGACGGACGACCUCUACUCUACACUCCAUCACCUCUCUUUAUCUGCCCCUUUACAACAAUCAUACUCUACCGAUAUAUUUGGCUCACGUUGGGGCUGUACUCAAUGGGUUUGCUGGAAUUAUAAUUGGUGCAGCCCCAUCCUUGGUCUCCUCGAGGUGGUUUCCGCCAAACGAGAGGACAACUGCAACAGGAAUCGGAUGUACCUUCAACCAGUUAGGAAAUGCUGGUGGUUUCUUCCUGGGUCCAUGGCUUGUUCAUUUGCCAAAAAAUGAAAGCCAUAUUGAUAGUGACGAUAUAGAUAACUUGAGAAAAAAUAUACGAGACUAUAUGUGGAUCUCUGCAGGCAUCUGCAUUUCCCUCUUCAUUGGGGUUAUAUACUACUUCCCAGACAAACCUAGGAAGCCUCCAUCUCUCACUUCCUUCAUCCGUGAACAACCCAAUCCGUUUGUAAAAGACAUAAAAAUCCUUUUGAGUAACAAAAAUAUUUGGUUGCUAGUGGUGCCAUACAGUAUUACCCUUGGGAUCAAUGUAGCCUGGUCCAGUGUCCUUGACAUCAAUCUCGCUCCAUUCGGCAUUUCACAGGAUGAAGCCAGCUGGUUGGGCGUUUAUGUAACAUUAGGCGGUGUUGUGAUGGCUAUAUUAGGUUCCAGAUUUUCUGACCUUUUAUUCGGGUACAUGAAGGUGACAAUUAUGACGCUAAUGGUGGUUGCGACAGCAGGAUACACCUGGUUUCUUCUAAUAAUGAAUCAUUGCCUUCCAUACAACAAAGUUGGCAUGUUUGUCAGUGUAAUCAUUGGAGCAUCCUUCAACUAUGCCUGUUCGCCAUUGUUCUUCGAAUUAGCUGUGGAAUUGGCAUACCCAGUGCCCGAGGGUGUAGUUGGAGCAUUUCUUACGAUGACGUGGAAUAUAGUUUGUGCUAUUUUCCUUCUUACUAUGCAGACAAAAAUGAAAAGUGUGAUAUGGAUGGAUUAUAUAUUAGCCAUUCAAGGAAUGGUCGUCGUGCUACUGCUCAUUUUCUUGAAAGAAGAAUACAAGCGAACAGCUGUUGACCGGAAUACAAAUGCCACACGUGCUCCAAGCAAUGCUCCUGAGGUGGAGGCGUAGUGCACUCAUAAUAAAACUGUACCAAAGAGUCUUUGUGUGUGUGUGUGUGUGUGUGUGUGUGUGUGUGUGUGUGUGUCAAGUAUCAUAAGCCUGCCAGAUCAGAAUCAUGGAUUCAUCUUGGGCUUGUAAUGCUUGACAACUGUAUAGUAGUGAACAAUUUUUUAUCGAGAAAUAUAUAUUUUCUCUAAGCAAUCUCAAGGACAAACCUGUUCUAGAUAGUACAUUCAUGUAAUAUUAGUGUAGAAUUUAGUGUUUUGUGCGUGUGUGUGAUAUUCACGUAGGCCAAUGCCUGUAUGACCCCUUCCAGUUGAGUUGGAUAUAUUUAUGUACAUUCCCCUCCCCUUCCUCGGCCCCAUUCAGUUACUUGCAUCAUCAAAGGUUCAAGCAAUUUACCAGUGUUGUAUUAUCUACAAACUGUUGAAACAUUUCUAAUGUAUAGCAAGCAUUAAUAUGUUCACUUAAUGCAUUUUUAGAUUUUCAUUGGCAAUUCCUACAGGUCUGUUAAUUUAUCUAAAUGCAGGUGUAUAGUUUAAAGAGUCCAGAGCUCUCUGGUGUGUUAGUAACCAAGUGUGGGAUGUCAUUCUGGGUCUUAUAAGUGUUACUCUCUUCCCAACUAAAUUGGGAGGAGUAAUAUACUGCUGUAGUUUUUAUUUAUUUAUUAUAUAAAGAAUAUUUGCAUGAUAAAUGUAUUUUGUUUUAAAUUUGUUUUCAAGAAGUAUAUACAUGAGUAUAUAUAUAAUUACAUCUAGUGUGUGUGUGUGUAUUCACCUAGUUGUGCUUGCGGGGGUUGAGCUCUGCUCUUUCGGCCCGCCUCUCAACUGUCAAUCAACUGUUUCUACUACUUUUUUUU